ACUGCUGGUGUCGCAUCUUUGUAAGUGCCUGGUCAUCAUCAGCGAAAGUUGUGCUCCUUGCGGGACCAAUAAUGCGCGCCAUCGCCUCGGCUACAGCGCCUCCUCGCCCAGGGCCGCCCCCAGCCGUCCGAUCAGGAUCCAACGCCGCAGACCGCCCAGGGUUCCUCACACCGCCCCUCCCCGCUCCCCGCCUCCGCCUCCGUCGCCGGCGACCGCCGGAGCCCUCGCCGCCGUCCACCCGCCGCCCCAUGCCUCCUCCCUCCGCGGCCGCCGGCGGAGCCGCCGUCGGUGGCUCCUUCCCCGAGCUGACCUCCGCGUCCGACUUUCUAGCCGUCGCCGCCCCCGGCGGCCGCGUCUCCGUCGUCGGCUUCGGCUCUCUCCUCUCCGAGCGGAGCGCGAGGAGCACGUUCCCGGAGCUUGAGGGCUUCCGCGUGGCGGCUCUGCGCGGCUUCCGGCGAGUCUUCGCCCACUCCGCCCCCAUCUUCUUCGAGCGCGGCAUCGCCGUUGAGGCCACCAAGGAGUUCUCAAGCUUAAGUGUGGAGCCAUGCAAGGGUGAACUGAUAGUAGUCACUGUUUUCGAAAUCAAGGAGGAUGAGGUGCCAGCAUUUAUCGAGAGGGAACAUGAGUUUAGAUUUCUUGCGGUUGUUCCUGAAGGAUUGGACGGAGUGCCUUUUACAAAUCCAGCAGUUGUCUGUGCGCGCUACAGCGAUGAAGAAUAUUUUCAAGAGAGAUGCCAAGGAAGCAAGGAAAUAUAUAACCAACGCUAUGGACGGUACAACAUUGACAAGAUUUGGAGAGAUGAUAUUUUACCAUGUCGCCUAUAUCUUAGACAUUGUGUUCUUGCUGCGAAAAAUCUUGGAGAAUCAGCAUACAGCAACUUCUUAGAUCACACCUAUCUUGGUGACCGGAAAACAACAAUAAGGGAAUACUUGGCCAGUACCGGAGCUGGCAUCAUGGAAGAGGAGCCCCCUGAGUCGUUAAAAAUCCGUUACGGUGGCUAGCUCGACGAAUGGCUCCCAUAGCCACCACAACCUGUGGAAUUUCCACUCACUUGCAGCCUAUCAAAUAGACAAGUUGGUGCAUUUCCAGGAUUUGAUAAAAAUUGCCUGAUGCCUCGGUGCUAGCUCGACGAAGAUUCCGAUUGUUCACGCGGACGACGCCAAAUAUGUGAUUUGUGACCUUAUUGGCCUAUUGUGUUGAUGUAAAACAACUGUGACUAUCUGUGCGGAGGAAGCCAAAGAUAUGAUUUGUGACCCAAUUUUGAUUGAUGUACAACUAUAAUUGUGACUAUUUGCCAUCAAAACAGAAAUUCAGAGCCAUACACGCCGAAAAUGAGGACAAAAUGCAUCUUUCUUUUUCCUUCC
Messenger RNA from Phragmites australis (common reed), 1364 nucleotides. RefSeq lists its product as uncharacterized. The record is from RefSeq and is a predicted model, not a curated record. The coding region runs from base 72 to 1001 and encodes 309 amino acids. The transcript has 8 exons. Lineage: Eukaryota; Viridiplantae; Streptophyta; Magnoliopsida; Poales; Poaceae.